AUGGAUUGGGACCGCAGAAGCAUAUUGCCAGAUUUGACGACCGAAGAGGUGAAAGUUAUCGUCCAGCGGAGAGAAAUAACCGUUCUCCUUCUCGUGGAUAUGAUGUCCGUCACCGGCGUUCACCACCACGAACUCGGAGCCCUCCUCGACAACGAGCCGACACAUGGGUACCGUCAUCGAGCAGAGGGUAUGGGCGUCCACGAAGUCGGUCCCCAUUACCAUAUCGGCGCCGCUCACGUACUCCUCCCGCGACAAGGAAUUUUGGUCCCACACCCUAUGAAAGAAGGCGAUCUCCACCAAGAAGGUUCUCGCCCAGAAGAGAUGAUAGGAUCAGAUCACCGCCACCGUCCCAAAACUGGCGCUCUAAGUCGCCAUACAGUGAUAAUAGGUCACGGGAUGCGUCCGGUGCUCGCAACAGCGACAGGCGGGCACCUGACACGACUUCUGGGAACCAAGUCUUCCGACCCAUAA
Penicillium bovifimosum is the source of this 471-nucleotide messenger RNA. RefSeq lists its product as uncharacterized. The coding region runs from base 1 to 471 and encodes 156 amino acids. Lineage: Eukaryota; Fungi; Ascomycota; Eurotiomycetes; Eurotiales; Aspergillaceae. The transcript is spliced from 2 exons. The record is from RefSeq and is a predicted model, not a curated record.